Messenger RNA from Eimeria necatrix, 5847 nucleotides. RefSeq names its product DNA-binding protein, putative. Gene Ontology annotation, molecular function: GTPase activity; ATP hydrolysis activity; RNA binding. Bases 1 to 5847 code for a protein of 1948 amino acids. Lineage: Eukaryota; Apicomplexa; Conoidasida; Eucoccidiorida; Eimeriidae. The transcript is spliced from 15 exons. Gene Ontology annotation, biological process: SRP-dependent cotranslational protein targeting to membrane. The record is from RefSeq and is a predicted model, not a curated record. Gene Ontology annotation, cellular component: signal recognition particle receptor complex.
AUGCUGGACUACUGCUGCUGCUUCACCCGCGGGGGGGUUUUGCUGUGGGGCUUUUGCUUCUCUAAGGCGCCCCUGAAGUCCUUAUGUCAGCUCAUUGAGAAUGUCCUCCUGGAGGAGCGCGCUGGCAGCAGCAGCGCGAACUUCGGGGGUUUGUCUUUUCAGUGGGUUUGUUUAAACCCUUUGCAGCUUUUUUUUGCUGCUGCUUAUUCGGGCCUUCGAAAUGUGGCUCUCGUCGAUUUGCUGCUGCAGCAAACUGCUGCUGCCUUCGCGCAGCACGUCCACGGCCUCAGCGACAUGCUGGACUACCCGCUGAAGGUGGGCGGCGGCCCCGACCCUUUUGACGAAACCUUUUUGCACAUAUUGGCUCGGGCGCAGCAGAAGCGGCAGGAGGCCCCCCCGCAGCAGCAGCAGCAGCAGCAGCAGCAGCAGCAGCAGCAGCAGCGGCAGCAGCACGGGAGAAACAGAGAGUCCAAGCAGGCCAAAAAGGCCAAAGACAAAGGGGGAAGCCCCAAGGCUGCUGCUGCUGCUGGCUACUGGACCGAAAACAAAGUGACAAAGAAAAGCAUGGAGGCCCUUGACUACAGCAAGAAGACAGGGAACGGCGACGGGGCUGCGCAUGCAAUAGAGCGCAAAACAUAUGGUGCUGAUUCGGACAGCCAGUCUUCUGAAGAGGAAACAGAAGCAGCAGCAGCAGCAGCAGCAGCAGCAGCAGCAGCAGAAGGCAGCUGGCUCAGCUUCUUGCCCAAAUCGCUGCAGAAAAUAGCAGCAAAGAACGUGGCUGAAGAGGUCACGGAUUUGCUGCUGCUGAGUGUCAAAAAAAACCUCUUGGGCACAAAAACCCCCACUCUGGUGUCUGUACACCAGACAGUCAAGAGGGCUGUCAAAGAGGCCAUUGUGAAACUCCUCACCCCAAAAAGGUCAGUGGACGUGUUGGGGCUUUGUCUGCAAGCGCGGGCGGAGGGCCGCGUUUUCUCGGUCGUCUUUUUGGGCAUCAACGGCGUCGGCAAAUCCACCAACCUCGCCAAAGUCGCUUACUACCUCAAACACGUCAGCAGCAGCAGCAGCAGCAGCAGCAGCAGCAGCAGCAGCAGCAGCAGCAGCAGCAGCAGCAGCAGCAGCAGAGCAGCAGCAGCAGCAGCAGCAGCAGCAGCAGCAGCAGCAGCAGCAGCAGCAGCAGCAGCAGCAGCAGCAAGAGUAGCAGCAGGAAGAGUAGCAGCAGCAGAGGCAGCAGCAGCAGGAAGAGUAGCAGCAGGAAGAGUAGCAGCAGCAGCAGCAGCAGCAAGAGUAGCAGCAGCAGCAGCAAGAGUAGCAGCAGCAGCAGCAGCAGCAGCAGCAGCAAUCCGUGCAGUCCGGUGCCUCGAAAUCCCCCUUUUCGAAAAGGGCUACGGCAAAGACGCAGCAGCAAUUUGCAAAGAAGCCCUCGCGCAUGCAAAAGAGACUGGAGCUGAUGUCGUUUUGGUCGACACUGCGGGCCGCAUGCAGGACAACGAGCCUUUGAUGCGGGCGCUCGCGAAACUUGUGGAUUUAAAUAAUCCAGAUUUAAUUCUUUUUGUUGGAGAAGCUCUUGUUGGAAACGACGGAGUUGAUCAGCUCAAGAAGUUCAACCAGGCGCUCGCCAACAACCCCACCAAAGGUUUAGAGGCUUUGGCGGGCCCGCAGGUAGGAGCUGCCCUCAGCAUGGCGUACAUCACGGGGCAGCCAAUUGUCUUCGUGGGCACUGGCCAAAAGUACCAAAACUUGAAAAGACUCAACGCAGUUCAAUGGGCGCGGUUUGGGGGGGGUCUUCGCGCGGAGCUGGGCGGCGCCUCCCGCAGGCGCCCUCCCGCCAGCCAGCGGCCGCCAGAAAGGACCAGUGGUCCACUUGAGUGGUCCACUGCGUUUGCUGCUGCAAUGGGGAGCGCCGUGGAGGAGUUUGUGGAGCUGCACGAGGCGCUGCUGAGCGAGGAAGCAGCAGCAGAAAAAGCUGAACUCGAGGAGCUGCUGCAGAGCCUCUCGCUGCAGCAGCUCGCGGACUCCGGCGUGGCGCUGCCGCGGCUCGUUGUGACUGAAGUGACUUCUGGCUUAUAUGGCCGCACGCUGGUGUCUUUUACCUGCAAGCGUGCUGCGCUGCAGCAGCUGCACUCCUCCCCGCAGCAGCAGCAGCAGCAGCAGCAGCAGCAGCAGCAGCAGCAGCAGCACCGGCUCUCCCCGGGGGACAUUGUGGGCGUUUUCCCCCACGACAGGCCCAUUGCUGGCAGCAGCAGCGCAGUGGCCUCUGGAGUUGUCCACAAGAUUCUUCCUUGGGGAAUAAAGAGCAGCCCCGCGCAGCACUUGGUGGCAGUUUGCUUCGGGAAGUCUCGGCCCCGGUUCUUGCCGUUUCCUGCUGCUGCUGCUGCUGGCAGCACGGGGCCCGCUGCUGCUGCUGCUGCUGCUGCUGCAGCAGCAGCAGCAGCAGGGGCGGCGGGCGCGCGGGGCGAGCCGCUGCUGCGGGACUGGCGCGAAGUGCUGCUGCCAGCAGCAGCGCUGCAGCAGCAAGCAGCAGGGGCCCCCGGGGGCCCCUGGUUCAGCCCGGGGCUGACGCAGCAGCAGCAGCAAGCUGUUUACUUGGGGCUGCUUUCUCUGGACUUGGCUUUAAUCCACGGGCCCCCCGGCACUGGCAAAACUGCUGCUGCAGUUGAGCUGCUGCUGCAGCUGCUGGCAGCAGGCUGCCGCGUCCUCGCCGUCGCCCCCAGCAACGUCGCUGUGGACAACCUCCUCGAGCGCUGCCUUGCAGUGGCCAGGGCCUGCUGCAGCAGCAGCAGCAGCAGCAGCAGCAGCAGCAGCGGCAGCAGCAGCAGCGGCAGCAGCAGCGGCGGCAGCGGCGGCGGCGGCAGCAGUGGCAGCAGCAGCAGCGGCGGCAGCAGCAGCGGCAGCGGCAAAAGCAGCAGCAGCAGCAGCAGCAGCAGCAGCAGCAGCAGCAGCAGCAGCAGCAGGGGGCAGCUGCUGCUGCAGCAGCUGCGGCGCUGCGUGCGAAUAGGCCACCCCGCGCGGGUGGACGAGCAGCUGGCAGCAUUUUGUUUGGAGCAGCAGCAAUUUAAAAGUGACUCUGGAGAGCUUUUGAGGGACUUGAAGAAUGAGCUGGACAGCGUGCUGCGCGAGCUUGGCCGCCAGCAGCAGCAGCAGCAGCAGCAGCAGCAGCAGCAGCAGCAGCGGGAGCGGCGCCGCGAGCUGCGCGCAGAAGCCAAGCGCCUCCGCAAGGAGCUGCAGCAGCAGCAAAAGAAAGCUCUUCGAGAAACCCUCGCAGCAGCUCCAAUUGUUUUUGCCACUUGCGCAGGAGCAGCAGAUCCUGCGCUGCAGCGGCUCGCCAGGGGCAGCAGCAGCAGCAGCAGCAGCAGCAGCAGCAGCAGCAGCAGCAAAGGCGGGGAUGCUGCUGAUAAGGAACGGCCGCUGCCCUUCGAUGUCGUCGUCGUAGACGAGGCCGCCCAGGCGGUGGAGGCUUGCUGCUGGAUAAGUUUGCUGCUGGGCCGGCGCUGCGUGUUGGCUGGAGAUCACCUGCAGCUGCCGCCGACAGUGAAGAGCAGCAAAGCCCUUUUUAAGGGUUUGGGAAAGUCCCUCUUUGAGCGGCAGCAGCUGCUGCUGGGGUCUGCUGCAGCGCAGCAGCUGCUGCUGCAGUUCCGCAUGCACCCCCACAUCAUGCGCUGGAGCAGCAGCUGCUUCUACGGCGGCCGCCUUGUUGCUGCUGCUGGCCUCCACGCCCGCAGCCUUGCUGCAGCAACUCCUGCUGCUGCUGCUGCUGCUGCUGCGCUGCUGCCCGUCGUCUGGAUAGACACGGCGGGCAUCUCUUGGCUGCAGGAGGACGAGCUGGGCCCCCCGCGCCCCGCCGCUGCUGCUGCUGCUGCUGCAGCAGCAGCAGCAGCAGCAGCAGCAGCGGGGCUGCGCUGCUCGCGCAGCAACCGCGCAGAAGCCGCACUUGCACGGAAAUACGUGCAAGAACUUGUCGAAGUUUUUGGAAUUCCUCCGAAAGAAAUUGGAGUUAUAACUCCUUACGCUGCGCAGGCGCAGCUGAUUCGCCAGCUGCUGGCAGCAGCAGACGCAGACGCAGCAGCAGCCCCCAGCAGCAGCAGCAGCAGCAGCAGCAGCAGCAGCAGCAGCAGCAGCAGCAGCAGCAGCGGGGGGCUGCUGCGGGAGGUCUGCGUGCAGACUGUGGACGGGUUCCAGGGGCGGGAAAAAGAAGUUAUUGUCAUUUCUCUUAGCCCGCAGCCACUUAGUCAUUAUUGGAGACUCCGAGACCGUAACCCGCCCCCCCAAACAAGCCCCCAGCAGCUGCAGCUGCAGCAGCUGCUGCAGCAGCAGCAGCAGCAGCAGCAGCAGCAGCAGCAGCCAAGGCCAGCCAGCAGCAGCAGCAGCAGCGGCAAAGGCGCUGCAGCGGCCUCAGCUAACGGACAGCCUCGCGUCCCGAAGAAACAGCAGGGGAACCGCCCUGCUGCUGCUGCUGCUCCUGCUGCUGCUGCUGCUGCUGCUGCUGCUGCUGCUUGCGAGAGUGCGGGGGGCCCCCAAGGGGCCCCCACUCCCCUUGAAGAUGCCUUCAUGAGGGAGACGCGGCAGCUGCUUGAAGAUCUGCGCCGCAGGGCCCUUGGGGGCCCCCUGGAGUCUAAGGGGGCCCCAGGGGGCCCCCUGAAGUCUAAGGGGGCCCCCAGGGGCCCCCUAGAGCCCAGGGGGGCCCCCGGGGGGCCCCCGGGGCCUGAGGCCCCUGGCCCCCCCCCGGAGUCUGGGGGCCCCAGGGGCACCCCAGAGUCUGGGAGCCCCGGGGGCCCCCCGGGGGCUGGGGGCCCCGGGGGCCCCGGGGGCCCCCCUGGGUCUGGGGCCCCCGGGGGCCCCGGGGGCCCCCCUGGGUUUGGGGCCCCCGGGGGCCCCGGGGGCCCCGGGGGCCCCCCUGGGUCUGGGGCCCCCGGGGGCCCCGGGGGCCCCGGGGGCCCCGGGGGCCCCGGGGGCCCCGGGGGCCCCUGGGGCCCUGGGGGCCCCCGGGGGCCCCCUAGUGAAUGGCAUUAUUCAUUUCCUUGUUCACUUUCUUCUUAUCAGCGGCUGCUGGUGCAUCAGCUGGCAGCAGAACUGCAGCUGGGGCAUGAGUCUAGAGGGGAGGGUCUUGAGAGGCAUGUGGAGGUUUGGGUGAGGGCGCCUGCUGCUGCUGCUGCUGCUGCUGCUGCUGCUGCUGCUGCGGGGGGGGAGGGAGCAGCAGCAGCAGCGGGGGGCGCGCGCAGCAGCAAAGGCAAAGGGGCAGCAGCAAAGGAAAAGAAAAAGCCUUCGGAAGUGGAGACAGAUGAAGAGACACAAGAGGAGAGCAGCAGCUCGCUGGAACUGGGGACUUCUGGGGAAGAAGAUGCAGCAGCAGCAGCAGCAGCAGCAGCAGCAGCUUCCGAGCCGCAGCAGCAGCAGCAGCAGCAGCAGCAGCAGCGGCAGCAGCAGCAGAAGCAGCGGAAGCAGGGGCGGGGAAGGGCGCGCAAGGGCGGCAAGGCUGCAGCGGGAAAGGAGGAGAGCGAGGAGGACUUUGAGCUGCUGCUGCUGCAGCAGCAAGCAGCAAACAAGUGCUGCAGCAUGCAUGCAUGCAAAGAAGCAGCAGACUGGCUGGGCCGCUGCUGCCCGCACUGCAGCAGCAGAUUUUGUCUGCAGCACGCAAUGCCGGAGGUGCACGGCUGCGGCGCUGCUGCUGCUGCUGCUGCCAAGAGGGCCUUUCGUGCUGCUGCUGCUGCUGCAGCAGCAGCGCCAGCAGCAGCAGCAACGCGCAGCCGCAACCCCCUAGCCAGACAAAUCCUGCAAAAUAACUUGAGAAAAAGUAUUGAGCAAAAGGCCAAAGAAAGAACGCCAGCAAAAGAAGCCAAAAAGAAAAAAUAA